GAGAAGAAACUCAAUAGAGGUUUCUGACCCCAAGCAACAUAGAUAAUGAACGGACAAAGUCGUUCGCGAGAAAUUAGAUAUCAUCAUUGAACUUUACAUCGCGAAUAAGCUCGGAUCUAUUCGGUAGUCUAACAUGAUUAUUACGCGUAAUAAAAUCAAUAUAAUUACUAUUUCUUUGAUAGUUUUAUUUUCAGUGAUAGCUUAUCAUGUAGUAUCGACUCUGAAAAUUGAUAACGAUGAUACGUCUAUCCAAAAACGAGUGAAAUUAUUCAACAAUCUUGAAAAGAAAAAGGAAGAAAAUUUGGGUUCUCGAAGAGGAUGGAUAAAAAUGAAGGAAUUCGUUCACAGAAAGAAUCAUCGAUUAGAAUCUUCAGAUGUUUAUCCAACGAACGAUUAUUCAAUUAAAAAGGAGGAGGAUGAAUUGUUGAUAAAAUACGACGAAAUAAAUCAUCUGAGAUCGGAUAAAAAUGAAAAUAAUGAUAUUAAUUUAAUGGACGAUUGGAAGAAAUAUUUCUUCAUUUUUACCAAUAAUAAAGCUCGUAAAAAUAUAACAAAUUCGAAGGAAGAAAUAUCAAUGGAUGGGAUCAAUCAUUAUAUAAACGUAGAAAAUAUUUCAAAUGAAUUAACACUGAACAGAAACGUACGAGCUAUUAAUACAACGGAUUAUUAUAUUCAGAGAAAGGCAGUUAUGGAUAAGUUUCAUGCACGUCAGCGUGAAAUAGCCACGAAAUAUGGUAAACGAUACAAUAAUAAUAGUUCAAGAAUCAUUCAUAGAAACAACGGAACGUUAGACGAAAAGAUUAAAAAGUUUAAAAACAACGAUCCGAAUUUGGAUAUAUUUAAAGCUUCAUCGAAUACUUCGUCAUUUGGAUCAGGAUUAAAGAAUAUAAGAAUUAAUCAGAAAAAAGAAAAUUUUGACUAUAAAAAAUCUGAGAUCAAUGAGAGCAUUUUAAAGGAUAUCACGAAUUAUACUUUACCUAUUAUUCAUAAUUGUACGAAUAUAACUUUACACAGUGCAUACUCGAAACAAACACGAAACAAAUUGACAUUAUCUUGUACGAAUAAAAAAAAGGAGUCGAUUAUUAAAAGAACUACCGAAUCUCCUCCACUCAGACCAAACAGAGCUACUGAUGGAAAUCUAAUAUGGGGCACGUGCAACGGUACAUUGGUUUAUCAACACAAUCUAUUACUAAACCUAAAAGGACCGUCCAAUCUUGAAGCUGUCUUUGAAGUUAUCAUUGAUGGGCCACUUUGUAUAACUUGCGUUAAAGUAAACCCAAUCAAUAAUACCGAAGAAAAUGUUUCUAAUGAAUCAGGCGGACCAAAUUAUAGACACGUCAAACUCAAAUUCAAAGGACCCGAAAACAAAGGUUUCUCGUAUACGAUCAAAGUUUGGGCAAUGGUGAAGGAAAACGAUACUUGCGGCUAAUUAAACCCAAUUGAAUUCGUUAAGAAAAAAUAAAAAUAAGAAAAAAAAAAAAAAAAA
This is a messenger RNA of Vespa velutina, 1486 nucleotides long. RefSeq lists its product as uncharacterized. NCBI's taxonomy places the organism in Eukaryota, Metazoa, Arthropoda, Insecta, Hymenoptera, Vespidae. Bases 134 to 1429 code for a protein of 431 amino acids. The record is from RefSeq and is a predicted model, not a curated record. The transcript is spliced from 2 exons.